CAAUAGGAGACCAUGAACUGAAAGCUCUAAUAACAAAAUAAUGAAAAAAAAGUUAUUUUUAUUUUUAGUGGGCAUUUCUCUUUCUCUGUUCCAUUGGCUGCUUUUUCUAUUGCAUCCAUUGGAAUAUCCUUAUUGAGCUCUUCUUACGAAAGAUUGUUUUUGCUUUGAGCUGCUUGUGAGCUUUUGCUUUUGCUUUGCUUUUUUUUUUCCGUCCAUUUUGGGGGUCUAUGGGUGCUUUCUUUGCUUUGUACCUUCUUUAAAUAUAUAUAUAUAUAUAUAUUAAAAUAAAGCUUUAUGCUCUUGGUUUUAAAUAUUGUUCUUUGGGUUCUCCAUGUCAGAAUUUGACACGGGUUUGUCUUAUAUUCUCUUAUGAGAUUUUACUUUACUAAAUUGAAAUCUUUAAAUUGCUUUUUGUUCUCUUUGGUCUUUGCCUUUAGGUCUUGUUAGUGUUGCUACUUGCCUUGGAACUAAAUGAUUCUCCUUACUUAUCUGUGGAUGAUAUAAAUUUUGGUUAAUUUUGGGUUUAGGGUAUUUGUUCAUUAUCUCUUUGAUGAUAUAUAUAUAUAUAUGGUCAUUGAUCAGGAAUGUCAUUGCUUAUGACCAUGAUCAACUUGGUUUUGUUGCUUUCAAUUUUCAUUCUCUUUGUUCAAGUGUUUCCAGAGGAAGCUGCUUUGAGGCCUAAUGUUGUGAAUGUUGGAGCUAUUUUCUCAUUCGACACCAUUAAUGGGAAAGUUGCAAAGGUUGCAAUGAAGGCAGCUGAGGAUGAUAUAAACUCUGAUCCAAGUAUUCUUGGUGGGAGGAAAUUGUUUGUUGCCCUCCAUGAUUCAAACUACAGUUCAUUUCUUAGCUUUAUUGGAGCAUUGCAGUUUAUGGAGACUGACACUGUAGCGAUAAUUGGUCCACAAAGUUCUGUGAUGGCACAUGUUCUAUCACAUCUUGCAAAUGAGCUCCAUGUUCCAUUAUUGUCAUUCACAGCCCUGGAUCCCGGCCUGUCACCUCUGCAGUACCCGUUCUUUGUUCAAACAGCACCUAAUGACGAGUUCCAGAUGAUUGCCAUUGCUGAGAUGGUUAGUUACUUUGGUUGGGCUGAAGUGAUUGCUGUCUUUAGUGAUGAUAAUCAGAACCGAAAUGGUAUAAUUAUGUUAGAUGAUCAGCUUGCUGAGAGGCGUUGCAGGAUAUCUUAUAAAGCCACACUUCCACCGGACCCGAUGGCGAAAAGAAGUGAUGUUCUGAGAGAAUUAGCUAAGAUUCAAAUGAUGGAAUCUCGGGUUAUUGUUCUUAACACUUUCUCGAAAACAGGUCUCUUGGUCUUUGAAGUGGCCAAGAGCCUUGGAAUGAUGGAGAAAGGAUAUGUUUGGAUAGCUUCUACUUGGCUAUCCACUGUUUUAGAUUCAACUUCCCCACUUAAACCUGAGACAGCAAACUCGAUCCGAGGAGCACUAACGCUUCGCCCUCAUACACCUGAUUCAAAAAGGAAAAGGGACUUUAUUUCACGUUGGAACCAGCUGAGUAAUGGUUCUAUUGGGUUAAAUCCUUAUGGUCUUUUUGCCUAUGAUACUGUCUGGAUGAUUGCUCGUGCAGUAAAGUUGUUAUUCGAUCAGGGUGGCAACAUUUCGUUUUCCAAUGAUGAACGAUUAAUCAGUCUUACUGGGAUGGAUCUAAAUCUUUCUGCAUUAAGUAUAUUUGAUGGAGGGAAGCAGUUGCUUAAGAAUGUAAUAGAGACAAAGAUGACCGGUUUGACAGGCCCUGUUCGGUUUAAUCAAGACAGGUUCCUCAUAAAUCCUUCGUAUGACAUUAUUAAUACGGUUGAAACUGGGUAUCGACAAGUUGGAUACUGGUCUAACCACUCUGGUCUUUCCAUUGUGCCACCAGAGACACUUUAUGGAAAAAAGCCUAAUCGUUCUAGCUCAAACCAACACCUGGACAGUGUGGUAUGGCCUGGAGGAGAAACAAUAAAGCCUCGAGGUUGGGUUUUCCCAAACAAUGGAAGAGAAUUAAGAAUCGUAGUCCCAAAUCGAGUUAGUUACCGAGACUUUGUCUCAGUAGUCAAUGGCACAAAUAAGGUGCAAGGAUAUUGCAUAGAUGUAUUUCUUGCUGCAAUUAAGUUGAUGCCAUAUGCUGUUCCAUACAGGUUCAUUCCAUUUGGAAAUGGCCAUGAGAACCCUAGCUAUUAUGAGCUUGUCAGUAAAAUCGCAGCUGGUGUCUUUGAUGGCGCAGUAGGUGAUAUUGCUAUUGUGACAGACCGGACGAGAAUAGUAGAUUUCACUCAACCAUAUAUUGAAUCGGGGCUGGUUGUGGUAGCUCCAGUAAAAAAGAUAAGUUCGAACCCUUGGUCCUUCUCACGGCCAUUUACUCCAUCAAUGUGGGCAGUCACAGCAGCAUUUUUCCUCAUUGUAGGAUCGGUUGUGUGGGUCCUUGAGCACAGAAUAAAUGAUGAAUUCCGGGGCUCUCCGAGGCAGCAAAUUGUCACAAUUUUAACGUUCAGCUUCUCUACGAUGUUUUUUUCACAUAGAGAAAACACAGUGAGCACACUUGGACGCCUUGUACUGAUUAUCUGGCUUUUUGUAGUUCUGAUAAUCAAUUCAAGCUACACUGCGAGCCUGACAUCGAUCCUCACAGUGCAACAGUUAUCGUCGCCUAUCAAAGGAAUUGAUACUUUGAUUAGUAGCAGUGAACGAAUAGGCUUCCAAAUCGGGUCUUUUGCUGAAAGAUAUCUAACUGAGGAACUGGGAAUUCCGAAAUCUAGACUUGUUCAACUUGGCUCACCAGAAGACUAUGCCCGUGCCCUUGAGAAGAGACAAGUAGCUGCAGUAGUCGAUGAGCGACCGUACGUGGAUCUCUUCCUCUCAGACCGAUGUGAAUUCUCGAUUAGAGGCCAGGAGUUCUCCAAACGUGCAUGGGGCUUUCUAGAGUCUUCCUUGAGCUAUAAAAAUAUGCAGAAUUCAACUGGUUAUAGUGUCUUGAUCUGCAACGCCAUAUCUCCAUUCUAUUACAAGCGGAAAAAUGAUCUCCAGCAAAUGGUUUUUCUUAGGCAUUUCCUCGAGACUCUCCGUUAGCCAUUGACAUGUCCACUGCCAUUCUUGCCCUAUCCGAGAACGGCGAGCUUCAGAAGAUUCACGACAAAUGGCUGUCAAGAAGUGCAUGUAGUUCUGAGAAAUCUGAGGAUGAAGCAGAGCAGCUCGACUUACAAAGCUUCUGGGGACUAUUUCUUAUAUGCGGAAUCGCAUGUGUUCUAGCUCUCUUUGUAUACUCUUUGUUGAUGUUUCGCCAGUACAGCCGACACUGUCCUGAGGAACUGGAUUCUACAAGUCGUAACAAUUCCUUCUCUGCACAUCUUCGUACAUGUCUCUCAUUCGUUGAUGGAAAGGUUGAGAAAUCCAAAAGCAGCUCAAAAAGAAAACGGGACAGUAUGCACUCGGAUGUAUAAAUUUUAAGGUUUCACUUCAUCUUCCAGUUCUAAAGAAUCAGCUUUUCCCGCCUUUCCUCUGCUCUACCGGUUCGCCUCCUAUGGUUUUAGCACUUAGCAGAUUCAAUCAUCUGUAUGUUACUUGGACUUAGAUGUGUUUCGGAGUAACAUUGAACAUAGAAUGUAACAUAUAUGAAAGUAAUGUAGCAUAUACGUAAAGAUAGGAUUCUCUUUGAAUUGCAACAAACAAUAGAGAAACACAUUAUGUUUUC
Molecule: messenger RNA, 3678 nt
Organism: Gossypium raimondii (Peruvian cotton)
Lineage: Eukaryota; Viridiplantae; Streptophyta; Magnoliopsida; Malvales; Malvaceae
Product: glutamate receptor 3.2
Exons: 6
Coding region: 585-3056 (823 amino acids)
Biological process (GO): G protein-coupled receptor signaling pathway
Cellular component (GO): plasma membrane
Molecular function (GO): G protein-coupled receptor activity; glutamate-gated receptor activity
Source: RefSeq, a predicted model, not a curated record